Messenger RNA from Trichosporon asahii var. asahii CBS 2479, 5667 nucleotides. RefSeq lists its product as uncharacterized. The record is from RefSeq and is a predicted model, not a curated record. NCBI's taxonomy places the organism in Eukaryota, Fungi, Basidiomycota, Tremellomycetes, Trichosporonales, Trichosporonaceae. The transcript has 2 exons. The coding region runs from base 1 to 5667 and encodes 1888 amino acids.
AUGACGCCGUCCACGAGACGAUCAGGUGUUGUUGUCGUCGAUACUCCGGCCUCGUCUUCGAAGGCGAUGAUGACACCCACAUCAGGCGGCAGGAGCAAGUUUGACGCUGUCGUUCUCCGCGCCAGCAGGACAGUCGCUCCCCCAUCCACACCCAGCGGCCGUGUCACUUUCUCUCAACACAACAAGACAAAACUUUUCCGAAUCAACGACGUCUUGGGCUCCGAUCCACCUUCUGCAGCUGGGUGCAGCUCGCCCGUCGCUGGAUCUUCCUCGCCGUGCCAGCGUGCGAAAGCUACGCCGACGCGGGGCAUCCUCAAAAUGACCAACAAACAUCAGAUCCGGCUGGCCAAAUCUGUCCGCGAAGGCACUUGGGGCAACCGCGAGCCGGCACGAUUAGUCGUUUCCGGCAACAAGCCGAGACGGAUGCCGAAGGAUACGACGAUACUCGCUCAAGUCUGCGACUCCUCCGACGUGCAAGGCGCCCCGCCUUCCUCGGACGACGACCCUGCCUCAGACGAGCCAAACAUUGCGAACCCCAGUGAUCCGAUGGACGACGCCUCAGAUGACGAGGAGGAAGAAGAGGUUGAGUGCCUGCAUCCGACAUCACUUGUCGGCGUCAUCCUCGACGGAACGGAAGACCUGCUCACUCUUGAGGAGGCGUACAACACGUUGACGAUGAGAUUACGAGAAACGCUGUACGACAUGGGACCGCCGACUGCGGCCCAGGAUACCGCCUUCAACCUGGUCUGCCACCCUAUUCUCGAGGAAGCUCCUGCCAUGGUCCGCGCCAUGCAGCGUGAUCUGCAGCGUCUCAUGGGCAAGGUGCCCAGCGCCGAGACCGACGCCGUGUCCUCCCCGUUCCGGCCGCCAUCGUCUUCGAACAACUCUCCGCGAAAACGGUUACCGUCACCCGAUCAGACGCCGCGACGGGGAUACACCGAAUCUGAAGUGCGGUAUCGACGUGAAUCAGCUGAUGUCGGAUGCGCCGUGCUCCGGUUCCUCGCCUGUAUCUUCAACUCUCCUCGACUGUUCCACGGCUUCAGCGAGGUUGACCUCGAGUCACUGCUGGACCUCGUGCUUGUUAUUCCGAAAUCGCCAACGCUGCCGACGCCGAGCCCGAAGCGGACAUACACACUCGCAAUGAUCGUACUGUCGCAUCUGCGCCUCGCGACGUCCAUGGUGCAGCGCUCGCAGCAGAAGAUCGCCGCUGCUAUCGAGGCUGGCCUGGUUACGAUCGGCACCGGGUCCUUCCCCCUGAAGGACCCAUCGCCCAUUCGCAAGGAGGCGUUCAAUGCUUGGGCAAACCUCCUGCGGAUGUAUCCUUCCACUUUCUUCCUUUCUUAUCCUCAACUUCUCCCCCCGUGUCUCCGGGCCCUUGCGAGCCCCAUUGUGGCCCUGCGCAAGUGUGCGGCUGCUACCCUUGCCGCCGUCAUCUACGCUAAACAACGGCUAGCUGAGGAAGCUGAUCAGAUCCUGGGUCGCGGACCGAUCGAUGCGCACGAGCGCAAGACGAAACGCCAGGCAAUCUCGAAGAGCGAAGCGUGGACCUCCUCGUUCCUGAAGUCAUCGAUGAGGACGUACACGGCAGGCGAGAAGCGCAACGAGUGGAUGCCCAUCGAGACGACGUUCAGGCAGACAGUUGGCUCGGCUGACCAGGUUGCUUGGGCGUGUACGACGUGGGCGCUGCUCGUUACCCUGCUCGGACAAGAGUACAACGCGUGCUCGCUGGCCCCUCUGAUCGAGCACAUCAUGGACCGCUCGAUGCGUCCUUCGACCAACCCUACUCGCCCAACCCUGGCCGCCACAGCUUGGCAGCAUGCUAUCUACGCCUACCUCAUGGCGGGCUCAUCUACCUCUGUGUCGGAGGAGGGGCGUCUGAUCCGUUCCUACAACCCGUUCAUCGGGUCGGCGGCUCAGGACUCGACCGCGCGCGUCAAGACAAUCUCCUUGCCUGUUCAAUUCGCCCUCGAGCAGGCUAACGGAGACGGGAACGUCAGUUUCUCGUAUGCCCCUUGCGCCGAGUUCAACGGCGAAGUCCGCGGAUCGUGGCAGCGCGCUGAGAAGUCGAAGAAGUUCGCUUGGAUGGUUACCACUGGCCUCACUGCUCCGGCCGUGGUCUACGCGUACUCUGUCGUUGCCCUCAACCACCAGGACCCAUCUGCGAAAGAGCUCUCGAAGAUCUCUGGCAUGCCUUCCUCCGACGGCGCUGUUGCAGAGAUGACACCUGAAGAACGCCGCCUUCCCAACUUUGACCGACUCGACCGCACGUUCGACCUCGUCCUCAUGCCGACGCUGCAGCAGUUCUUCGCUAUUCGCGGUGUCGAUCGCCUGAAGAACGCCGGAUGGGAGAUCUUCCAAGCCGUCACUGCUGCCGAAGGCAAGGCGAAGGCCCUCGACCGCCUCCUCUGCGAGCGAUACUUGGCCGGGGAUGUCAUAGGGAUGGAUAAGGUCUUGCCCGAGACAAUCGCCCAGUUCGAGAAGGAGCGUAUCGCUGCUUCCGAAAUCCCAGGCUGGGGACGAGUCUGGGUUGCGAAGCGUCUCGGCAAGCUCAUGUCCCUCUUCCAGGAGGCUUUCAACGGCAUCCGUGGCAUCAGCGAGCUCAGCGCUGUUCAGUGGGUGACCAACGCUGAGGGUGUUGUCCUCUUGCCGAUGACACUCUCCAACGUUUGGCGAAACCUCAUGCAGGGUAUCGCCUCCUCGACCCUUCCCGACGGUGGACCUACACCGCUGUUCGUCUGCGGCCUGCAAGUCGCUGCUCAGCAGAUCGUGUCCGUCAUGCAGUCCGAUCCCGCCGUCUACAUCCCCGUCUGUCUGCUGAACGAGGAAGGCAAGUCGACUCUCAACACGGAUGCGAUUCGUCUUGGCAUUGCUGUUCACCUCGUGGACGUCGCUGUCGAGGUCCUUGGUGCCACCGCUCUGGGAAGCACCCGUCUGGAUUCGAGCCCGUUGAACGCCGAUGAGUCGCAGAUUACGGAGGACUUUGGAACGACUACCUUUGUGUCGAUUGUCUUGCACCAGGUCCUUCGCCAGUCCGACUUCUCCUUCCCGCUUGACGUCAAGGUCAACGACCUGCUCCAGCAGCUCGUCGGCACUCUGCUUCGCACUGGAGCUUCUAGUGGAACCCGCUUGCUCGGCGAGGUCAGCAAUGCCAUGCCUUGGAUCUUCGAGGCGCAGGAGCAGACGCAACUGGACGUCUGGCGUAUGCUCGCGCAGAACUGGGCUUCCACGAUCGACCUCAGCCCCUCGGACUCGGCCAGCACUACGAAUCACACUGGCGCGCUUCUCGUCAGCCUGCUCUCUGGUCCUUUCCGCAAUCGCAACGCCGACUCGAUCUGGUACAUUGAACGUUCCACCGACAUUCGCGCGGCUUGGGACGAGCUGCUACGCGUCACCGUGCUCCGCUUCCGCGCCAAGCGCGCAGGCUCAAACUUUGGCGUUCUGGAGACGCUGGCUGCGCACAUCGAGGACUUUAUCAGCAUCGACGACGAGAACGGGCCUGGCACAGGCGCCCGCACCAAGGCGCGCAUGGCCUCGGAGACCACUCUCCACUGCCUCGCAGUCGCUACGGGCUGGAUCUCUUUCGUGCAGCCGGAGCACUACCACUCCUCUCACUACAGCAUCAACGAGAACUAUGUGCCGACCGACUGGCUGACCCUCCUCGCCAACUGUCUCGACGCUGCUUACGAAUGUGGCACUCACCCGUCCGAAGGAGUCGACGAAAUCGUUCAGCAGCUCAUCCAGUUGUUCCGCUCGCUCCGCCCGAACAACACUGUCGACGUCCUCGAGCCUCUCCGCCCGGCUCUAGAGAAGUGGAUGACCGACGCUUCCGAGAACGCUACUGGAAUCUUGGCCGCGUCUCUAGACGAUCUUUACGUCGCCAUUGUUUCUGCGCUCGCUCGUGCCAUCGAGAACGGUGACAUCGAGAGGUCUAGUGCCACCAUGAACUCGUACAUCGACCAGUACGCACCCCGUCUUGGCCGAACCGAGUCGCCCGAGGUGCCUGCGGCUUUCCAGGACUUCUGGAAGCGCACUUUCCAAGGUGUUCCCGGACUGGACUUCUCCGACGACGUCGCUGGCUUCCUUCACAGCCUCCGCGACGUCGACAAGACCUUCAUCACGGCUAACGGCCUGUCCACCAGCGAGGAAUCUCAGACCCAGGAAGACACUCAGGAGUCGGCUUUCGAGCCUGCGCUACCUGAUGUCGAGGACGCCCCCGCGGUCGAGGAGCCCGUUCCUUCGGCGUCCGCUGACGAACCGAAUGUCAUUCAGACGUCUGCCGACUACGACGCGGAUGUCUCCCAGUCUCAGCAGUCGUCAUCUAAGAAGCGGCGUCGUAGUGAGAUUGUCCCUCAAUCGACGCCUCUUGCUGAGAAGACCGAGAGGACGGAGGUGCCAGCUUCGACAGACGUAUUUGGGCCCAAGCGGAAGACGCGUAGCCGCAAGAAUGCACGUAAAGGCAAGUCCCGGUCGGUCCGGGAAGUGUCGUCGUCCGACUCAGUUCGGUCCGCUUCUCCCUCGUCGGAGCUGCUUUCAACUUCGCCGGGCCCGAACCCCAACGACACUGUCAUCGCCGAAACGGAGAUCGAGGACAACGGCAACUCGGACGACAGACCUUUCCCGCCCUCGUCGUCCAGCGCGCAGCGCCCAGAGACCUUCUUCGCGUCCGCCAGCCGCUGGUUGCGUAAGGUGCCCAGCCUCGGAUCAUUGUUCGCUGCUGGUCACGACACGAGCGAGGCGCAUAACAGGUCUGCCUCGGCUCCGAACGUGCUUGUUGCUGCCUCGCCUGGCGAGUCUGACCAUUCCCCUGAACCUUCCCCUUUGCACACAAAGACGCACCGACGUAAGAAGUCGAGGCGCUCUGAGCGUGUGCGCAUCCAGGAACCGGAGCCGGAACCCGAGCCUCAGCCUGAGCCCGAGGUCUCCAUCCUUUCUCCAGAGCUGGAGAUUGUCGAGCUGCCGCCUGAGAAGGCUGCCUUUCCCGCCCCGGCGGAGGAGCCCGAGCCCGAACUGGAGCCGACUCAGGUUGACACUCAACAACAAGACGACGUUGAUGCGGCGCCAGCUAUCACCCGGUCCGCGGCCCGUCGCAAGCGUCAGCAAGAAGUGGAAUCGAGCAACCGCCCGUCUAAGCGACGCCGGCGCUCUGAGCGCAACACGCGAUCCGAGACGCCUCAGAGCCAGGCGUCGUCCAAGGCCGAGGAGGAGGUGGACGAGUCGUCGCUGACGGCGCGCGAGCGACGCCGAUUGCGCCGCGCUCGUUCGCAACAGGAAGCUCAACCCGAGCCCGAACUUGAGCCAACCCAGCAGCAGUCCGAGCAGAGUACGAGCGGCAAGUUUGACGACGCGCCUGGCGAUGUUACACCCGUCCCGACUCGCCGAGUCACGCGCCAGCGGAGCCAGGCUGCGCCGUCGCCUUCCCCCGAAGCGCCUCCUUCGCCCGAUACCCCGCGCAGGUCGGAGACGCAGACGCACGUACUUGGUCUCGUUACCGAGACGUUGCGGCACACGGAUGCGAUCCGGUCACUCGAGAUGGACGACCUCGUCUCGUUCCUUGCCGGACUCGACGAGCUGCGUGCGCACGCGACGGCCAACCUCCAGGCCCGUGCUGAUGAGCAGCGAAGAGAGAGAGAAGAGCAGCGUCGUGUCAGGCGCUCCCGAAGGAAGUAG